CGAAUGCUUAGUGGAGAUAACCGACACACGGAACAUGAGUGUUACUUUUUUCUGGUGCCAUUUAGCGAACACCAGAGACAUACCUGUACGCACUACGUCCGCCCCAGACGGGGAGGGGUUUUGAAUGUUUUUGUGUGACUGUCAAGUCGACUCUAAUUUGAAAUCGAGAAAAUAAGACGUCGGACUGAAGAUCAAACCUAUAGUUUACGGACUCCGGUCUGUUUUGCGGUCUAGUUCCUAUUAUAUAUUUUUUUAUUGAGAAGCAAUCAGUCAAGGAGUAUUAAUUCUGUUCUGGUGGGGUGCUGGGGAUUUUAUAUCCACCUCGUCUUUUUAGAAGAAUGGCGAGAGACGCUAAACGUUUCCCCCUAUCACCAAUGAAAAACAGUUUGUUGGUGACAGCAGGGAUACUUCUGAUUAUUCAAGCUGCUUCGUGUCAGCGGGUGAGGGUGGUACCAGAGGUGGAGGCGUACCCCACUGAGUCGGUCGACCUGCGCUGUCAGUUUGUCGACGGAGGAAACACCAAGCUCACACAGGUGUCGUGGAUAUGGGAGCCCACGGAGGGCCAGAGGGACAACAUUGCCGUCUUUCACCCCAUAUACGGCGAGAGCUUCCCCGACUCGCCCUUCAACGGGCGUGUCCGCUUCAUCCAAGGCACCUUGACAAACCCCUCCAUUACCAUCAGCAGCCUCAAGAUGGCCGACGCCGGGCGUUACACCUGCGAGUACGCCACUUACCCCAGCGGCAAUGAGCAAGGCACCACCAAUCUGGUCAUACUUGCGAAACCCAAGAACUCUGCAUCCCCCGUUGUCGUCCAAGCCAGCACAAGCGGCAAACCAGUGGUCGUGGCCCAGUGUGAGGCGGCUGACGGCAAGCCAGCAGCCACCAUCAAGUGGAUGGGAGAAGUCGGUGGCACCGAUAACACCACCUCCAAAAAAGGUCUGGACGGCACGGUGACGGUGAGGAGCGUGUACCUACUGGUGCCCACGCCUGAGGACAACGGCAAGGAGGUCACCUGCAUGAUCAGCCAGCGCACUCAGGACAAGCCGCAGACCUUCCCCAUGAAGCUGUCCGUCGAGUAUCCCCCGACUGUGUCCAUAGUGGGCUAUGAUAACAACUGGUACAUUGGCCGGACCGACGCUGUCCUGACCUGCAAGGCCACUGGCAACCCUGCCCCCACCAACGUUACUUGGACAGCCAUGUCCGGUCGGAUGCCUGACACGGUACAGAUCGCCGACAACAAGCUGAUCGUGCGGAAGGUGGACGAGGCUGUGAACACCACCUUUGUCUGCGAGGUGAAGAACCGGCUGGGAGUGAGCAAGCACCAGGUCACCACGGCGGUCAUCGAAGCCAUAGUGGACCCGUCCAACGCGGGCGUGGUGGCGGGGGCUAUCAUCGGCAGCCUGCUGGCCCUACUGCUGGUCAGCUCGCUGAUUGCUGUCCUGGUGACCCGCAGUCGCCGGCAACGGCGCGGUUACCCCGGCAAUGGAGAGCCUGGCGCCUACGGGAACAAAGCCCGCCUCUUCGGCGGAGCUGGCAACAAGAACGAAGGCACGGGGGCCAACAUCAACGGGCCCAUCUAUACGUACCGCGAGAGCGACCCCGGAGCGCUGGCGGAGAAUGUCAACGACUUCCACGGCCCGCCUGGCUCCACUCCCACCGCCCACGACAUCCUGCUGAGCAGCGAGAUGGAUGAGGCGGAGCGCAGGAAAUUUGACGCCCUCGACGACAGCCUGGAGGAGGAAGAGGAGCGCUACGACAGCUUUAGCGUGGGCAUGGUUCCAGCCUAUCACAUCCACCGGCACAACGAAGAGAUGGGAGGGGUCAGCAUGUACCUCGACGACGACGACAUGGAGUCACAGCGGGACGGGUCGGUCAUCUCCCGGACUGCCAUCUACGUCUAGAGAGGGGCGGUCAACCAACAGGGUCCAGGAGGGAGAGCUGAGGACAGGGUGGAGAGUCCACCAACAACCACCCAUCCCCAUCCCCCUGCAUACUAAAUAGACAUGCUACGCUUAUGGUAAUUUUACACAAAAAAAUAACUACAGAAACAAAAGAAGGUGUUGAAACUGAACUGUAACUGAGGAACAAGCGGAAUGAUGACUUGAGUGCGCUGGUCAAUAACUCGGCAUCUCGAUAAGUCAGUCAGUCUACCAAAAUAAAUUGUAACAAUGUAACUCAUCUUCAAUGCUGCUUACUGCUCCAUUUCAUCUUAGCAAGUGAAACGUGAAGAGUGACCAUGUGACUGCGUUUAGUAGCCCACUAAUCCACAGAACUGCAAACACUGAAGACUUUUUCUCGGUAAGGAAACGUACUGUUCAAUGUCGCCUUCGUGGUACAACUUUUAGACGCAUUCCUAGAUGGCCACACUCGUUCUAACACCACGGCUACUGCUUGAAGACGUCCUCCAGCGGACUGCCGUGCGGAGGACGAGGAACCCGAGCUGUAACUUGUUGUCUUCGUGUGCAUCAUCACAGGCGUUCCAUAGCACAGUGUUACGUAAAAAUGGUCUUUUUUGUAUUAUCAAGAUGUUUGGGCCUUCAGGCCUUGUUGAAACCACAUUUGGUGUUAAUGACUCAUAUAUAAUGACUUAGGCAGAGUUAGUCCCACCAACUUCCAUUUUCUUCUUUCUUUUUCUUUUCUUUUUUUCUCUCUCUUCAUUAUUUUCUUUUACAUAUGGGAGGCCAGCGACGUGGUACCGAGCUGGAGCUGGGGUUUGGAUGAGAGAAAUGGUGCGACCAGAUCUGUUUUUCCAACUGUCUGUUGGCGGUUCAUGUUGGUGGAACGUCACUGCUAAAGCGAAGGGCAGCGGGUCAGCUGGCACCAUCCCAGGGUAUUGGGCCCAGUGCUAGGCUGUACUGGCCUUCCACGCUGAGGGAGCAGCCAGCUCCUGUAAUGAUCGGAGCCACGUCUAGUCUGCCUAGCGAUAGCAUGAGACAGAUCGACAUGCACACCCAGCUCUAACUGAACCUCCUGCUCUGCCUGUCAGUUUGACCAAUUAAAAAACAAAAAGGAAGCGGACUCCAUUUCCCCGGCAAGUCAAUAAACGCGCCGUCUAUUUAAUGGUAAAGAAAUGUUUCGCCGCUGAUGCUCGAGGGACCGGAGGCGGAAUAUUUCCCUCGUUUUUUUGUGUGUUUUUUUUUUAUACCAGAACAAACUGUUCCUAGCCCACAUGUUUAAUUCAGGAGUAGAAGAAGCAUAAAAGUGUUGCCAUUAUCUUAUGUAGAGGUAUAGAGCGAGAGAGGCUGAUUUCUGGCUGGUAUUGAGCACUUUCGCUAUUUUUUUUAAUGCAGACAAGCCCAAGCAUUAAUAAUAAGACAAGCCGCACAUACGGCUGAAAUUGCGAAGCUUCACUCCCGAACACAGUAGGAGUUAUGAGGUCAACCGUCUGCCUUGUUGUCGACCGUCAACGAUCGAUUCAUCUACUUCAAAAUACAGUAUUAUCAUUAUUUUAGCAGAGUGAAAUGCUGAGUCGAGUUGUUUUUUUUUGCUGUAUGUUAAUGGGCAAAUCUCUGCCGGGCCUUCUAAGGGGGGGGCAGUAACACACAAAAUACGCCUGUGACUGUGUGUGGGGAUAUUUCUGACCAUGUGCGAGGCCCAUUAGUUCUAAGCCUGGCUGGCAUAUGUGUUUUUCGAGUUCUGAGUUGACCAAAUUUGAAUCGCUGCCAGACUUGGAACAAGGUUAAGGGGCUAACCCCACCCGCAGUAUGUUCCCACUGUCAGAUUGCCGCAGUUCACUUUAACGUAGCGGCCUAGUGUGUGUGUGUGUGUGUGUGUGUGUGUGUGUGUGUGUGUGUGUGUGUGUGUGUGUAUUGUGCAAGGGUGUAAGUAGCGUGAUUGUACAGAUUCGAGUUGUGUAUAUCCCACAUGCUGAUUCACCGCGCAAUAGCCCAAUGUUAUGCAGGAGUUGUUUUGCAUAAUGUCAUACAUAUGGAUGGCUAAGCCUAUCUCUGAGUCAUUCAUCAGUCAUUUCAUGCACAGUAACCUCACUGAUGAAGGGGUUGGAGGACGGUGAUAGGAAACUGCUUAGCACGGGGACCCGCGUGGACAUGAAUAUUACACUGGCGGAGCCGGGAUGAUGCCGGACGGCUCAAAGGGCCUUUGGAGUGGUCUCCUGUGCCACCCCGGCCAGAUGGAAACUUGAUUGGGUAUUGGUGUCCGGGCCGUUGCUCUGUAAAUAUUGUGACCCAUUCCCCCUCCUUUGCUUUUUCUUAUCACAGAUAGAGGUCGACUGAUUAUGAUUUUUCAACGGCGAUACCGAAUUAUUGGAGUACCAAGAAAAAGCCAAUAGCGAUUUCUUAUUUUUAAAUAAAAAAACAUUAAAACAUUUUUUUUAAAUUAGUUAUUUUAUAAUUUUAUUAUAAUUAAAUAUAUAUAUGUGUAAUAAUGCCAAUUACAACAAUACUGAAUGAACAAUGAACACUUAUUUUUACUUAAUAUAAUGCAUCAAUAGAAUCUAUUUAGUCUCAAAUAAAUAAUGAAACAUGUUCAAUUUGGUUUAAAUAAUGCAAAAAACAGUGUUGGAGAAGAAAGUAGAAGUGCAAUAUGUUCCAUGUAAAAAAGCUAACGUUUAAGUUCCUUGCUCAGAACAUGAGAACAUAUGAAAGCUGGUGGUUCAAUAUUCCUAGUUCUUCAAUAUUCCCAGUUAAGUUUUAGGUUGUAGUUAUUAUAGUAAUUAUGAUGCAUCGACUAUUUCUCUAUACCAUUUGUAUUUCAGAUUCCUUUGUCUAGUGGAUGUUCAUAUAGGCACUUUAGUAUUGCCAGCCUAAUCUCAGGAGUUGAUAGGUUGGAAGUCAUAAACAGCGCUGUGCCUCAAGCAUUGCUAAGAGCUGCUGGCAAACGCAGUAAAGUGCUGUUUGAAUGAAUGCUUACGAGCCUGCUGCUGCCUACCACCCAUCAGUCAGAUUGCUCUAUUAAAUAAUAAAUCAGACUUAAUAUAAUAAACACAGAAAUACGAGCCAUUUGUCAUUAAUAUGGUCAAAUCUGGAAACUAUCAUUUCGAAAACAAAAUCUUUCUUUCAGUGAAAUACGGAGCCGUUCUGUAUUUUAUUGAAUGGGUGGAAACCCUAAGUCAAAAUAUUGCUGUUACAUUGCAUAACCUUUGAUGUUAUGUCAUAAUUAUGUCAAAUUUUGGCAAAUUAAUUACGGUCUUUGUUGGGAAGAAAUGGUCUUCACACAAGCCAGGCGGCCCAAAUUGUUGCAUAUACCCUGACUCUGCUUGCACUGAACGCAAAGAACUGACACAAUUUCCCUAGUUAAUAUUGCCUGCUAACAUGAAUUUCUUUCAGCUAAAUAUGCAGGUUUAAAAAAAAUAUAUACUUCUGUGUAUUGAUUUUAAGAAAGGCAUUGAUGUUUAUGGCGAGAUACAUUUUUCGCAAAUGCGCUUUUGUUAAAUCAUUACCCGUUUGUUGAAAUUAAAGUAGGCUGUGAUUCGUUAAUAAAUUAAGACACCGCAUUGAUUAUAUGCAACGCAGGACAAGCUAGUUAACUACACAUGGUUGAUGAUAUUACUAGGUUAACUAGUGAUUAUGUGAAGAUUGAUUUGUUUUUUUUAUAAGAUAAGUUUACUGCUAGCUAGCAACUUACCUUGACUCCUUGCAGCCACAAGGUCCUUUCGACGCUGCCCUCGCGUAACAGGUGGUCAGCCUGCCGUAACAGGUGGUCAGCCUGCCGUAACAGGUGGGUCAGCCUGCCGUAACAGGUGGUCAGCGUGCCACGCAGUCUCCUCGUGGAUUGCAAUGUAAUCGGCGUCCAAAAAAGGCUGAUUACCGAUUUUGUUAUGAAAACUUGAAAUCGGCCGUGCCGAUUAAUCGGUCGACCUCUAAUCACAGAUUCCUGUCACAUUAUCAGAUCAUCACCACUGUGUUCAAAUGAACUGUUUUCCUUAUGAUGUUUUAUGCGAAUGUGUACCCAUUUUAUUUUCAAAUUAAGAAAAAUAAGUGUUCUUAUGUGAGGUGUUGGUUGUGUAUAUCUUGAUGUAAGAUAUCCAUUUAAUGAAGUAGGUGUGUGUAUCUUCAAUACUCCCUUAAGAGAUGUUAUUUAUAAGUGCAGUGUGGGUACUGGUAAACGUCACAGACUACUAUCAUGGGAGAUGGUUACAAAUGACCUUAAUUUAAUUACAUGUGCGUCAAGGCAUGCAUCUUGUAGCCUGCUGGUAUGUAGAGGUGUAUAUUAUCGAGGGCCUUGCUCUCCAAUCUGCUCUGACCAUCUUUUCCACGCAAACACUCUCUCGCUCCCUUCCACAGAUAAACUCCCACAAGAGAGCAUAUAAUCACACACCCAUGCAGAUCUGUUUCACCCAUAGAAUUCUCUCACACACACACUAUAUUUCCCUGACCCGCCACACACUUUGAGUUCGAUGCCUCCCAUUAGCGGGGGGGGGGGGGGCAAGAUUGUUCCUCGUUGGGCUCCUGUGACUCCAUCACUCUCCAUCUUGUUAUUAAGAUGAACAGAGGGGCAACGUCUUUCUCUACAGAGGAUUAAAACCUUUGAUUCGCCAUUCCCCUUUUUUUUUUAUUGUAUUUUUUAGAAGUAAACAAGCACCAAUUUCACUCUGUGGGAAGUGGUGCUCCAGCUUCUAAGGACCAUGUCAGAAGAAAAAGCAAUGUCUCUGGCAUGCAAUUACCAGCCCUGUAUAAGGGUGGUGGUGGUUUUAAAAAGCAUAAAUGGGUCACGACAUCCUACAAUUCUUGUCCGACUCUAAUCUCAAGACCACCAAACAAAGCCUUAAAUUCACAGUUUUGCCACAUGCAUUAUUCCCCGUGUCCCUUGUGUACAAAGUAUAAAUAAAUCCAACAUACUUGCAACAUGCAUUACUAAUUGAUGUGGUUACAAGAUAUUCAUCUUUUCUGGUCAAUUCUACAGUGUUUUUUUGUUGUUGUUGUGUACAAUAUUGACAGGACGGUGACCUGGAGAAUAUGAAUAAUAUUAAAAUGUUCCUAUAUUCCAAGAUGUUUGUCUCCUCACUACAAGCUGCUAGAAUAACAAUGUCUUCUGUGUCACCGUCUGACUGUGUGUGUUGGUGGUUUUUCAUUUGGAACCUUUGGUUCCGGUUCGUCCUGUCAACAUUAUAUUUGUAUUCUGGUGUUUUAUUAAAGUAUGAUGGAUUUCUAAAUAUGA
This is a messenger RNA of Oncorhynchus masou masou (cherry salmon), 7116 nucleotides long. It is a transcript of the gene pvrl2l, whose product is annotated as PVR cell adhesion molecule related 2 like. The transcript has 7 exons. NCBI's taxonomy places the organism in Eukaryota, Metazoa, Chordata, Actinopteri, Salmoniformes, Salmonidae. The coding region runs from base 339 to 1901 and encodes 520 amino acids. The record is from RefSeq and is a predicted model, not a curated record.